AUGCCUCUCCUCAAUGGGUUCCCCCUUACACCAGUAACCGAGACCAUUCAAGCAACUUCCUCCAGUCUUUUUAGCAUUCUCCUCACGAACGAUUGCUUCUCAUCCUACUCCGACUACAUCACUAGGGUUCGCCAGCUUCAAAGCCCACUCUUUCAGUGUGUUACUACUAUGGCUACCGGCCUCAGCUAUCCGGAGGCGUUAACCAGCGAGCUGAGAGCUAUCCAUACCAUCAGGCGCUUGCCCUCCUUUAUUAUACUCCACUUCAUACCGCUACUCGUGAACAAGGCCAUGUCCAGUUACCUACUCCCUCUUCUUCUGCUCCCUACCGGUGAGAACGCCACGAUAGACGAGUCUAAGCGUCGAUAUUUCUGUCAAAUCAAAGAGCUGUACCAUGAAUGUCUCCACAACCUUCCAUUCGUCGGAGAGCCCGUUCUUCUUUCUAAUAAGCGCAUUGGUAUCAUAGUUCAUGGAUCAAACCUUUUUUCCGCAGCAUUUGAAAGCCCCCAGGGCCAACAGGCCACUCUAAACUGCUCGUCAGCCGAGUAUUGCGUUGCAGUGGAGAUAUCUGGAUCUUGGGCCAUAAGUUACAUGAGGGAUGUUGAGUCUGUCCUGGGUCACCAAUUGAAAGAUGUGAUUGACUCUCUUGAUGAGCCGUGCUUCACCUACACAGAUGAAGAUUCUGGGCUAGAUCUGUACAUCUUAAAAGAGGGGUCUUAUGCCAGGUACACAGUAACGUAUGAUGAUGGUGAUGCCUCUCUUUUUGACUCUCCAUCCGUCUAUCCCUUGACAGCCUCUCAGUUUGAAUACCUUUGCCUUUUGCUCAGAUACUUCUUCAAUAGCAAGGGAGCUAUUCCACCCGAAGUAUACCAAAAACUCCUUACCCUGGUUGAUCACAUUAAUUUGAAAAUAGGAGCAGUCAAACAGUCUGUUCAAGCUCAGCUGAACAAGUGCACAGACAUUAAAGAUAUAAAAAGCGUGUUUUCUUCCAAAGGACUUGACACCACAGGAAUUCUCGAGCUAUACAUGUGCAUCCUUGACGUUCAUGCUACUAUUCAACCAGUUCUUACGACCUUUCAGACCGAUUGGCUAUUUGACUCAUGGAACAGAGCAAUACACACUCUCUACCCACUACGGCCAGAUAACAAUCUGCUGGAGCUGAUUGCAGAUAGAAACAUGUUCAAGUCACAGGUCAUGGGUGCAAACGUUUCGGUCGUAGGAAAGGUUAGCAGCUAUGAGAUUGACGGCCAAAAAUUUUUUAUUGAUGAUUCCUUGGCUCUUUGCGAAGGUGAGCGUCGUAUCCCUAUUCGCAUUUCCUUCGUACCGGAUCCGCACGGCGCCGGAUUGAAAAAAUAUCUUGAUACUAAAAAUAAAAUAAAGCGACAAGAUAACACAUCUUCUUCGCAAGAUGAGAGUGAGUCCAUAGACAUUCUGGUAACACCUUCUCGACGGGACUCUUCCGGCAGAGGCUCACGAGACCCCACUGGCAAGAAGAACACCGCACCAUCUACUAAGCCUGUGCAUGGUGAGCAAGAUAAUACUAAUGAUAACGAUGACAACGACGGGCCUUAUGAUUCAGCUGUCAUGGACACCGCCACAUCCUCUGGUGCCAAGCGAUCUGGCGAAAAGACGAAAGGGAAGAGGGCGCCUAAUGGCUGUCGAACUAUUAAUGGGGAAAUUGUUCGGCUCAAAGACCAAGUAACUAUGGAGGUCCAGCCCGAGUGCAUGCAACUUCAAUCUCGCAUCAUGCUCAAAGAUGAUAUGGACAUCAUCGACUGCCCCCACAACGAAUCCAAGCGCGCAGCUAUCUUGCUCCAUGAGCCUCUUGAUAGACUAGUAAGUAAGGUUGAUGACUCUGACUAUGAGGAUAUCACGGAGCUGAGUGCUAUGUUCAAGACAGCAGACAAAACAUCCGGGCUCUGCCAGAUUCUCUACCCGCGUGGUGAGGACAUUCAGGCGUUAUACACAAGUGUUAAGGACAUGCCUUCCCAUUUGUUCCAGUUAAAGUACAAGUACACAAGACCGCCUGACACACCACUCUAUGCACCGUUUCGAGAUGACAGUAUCAAUAAAGACAGCAUAUCAAUGUCCCUGCUGAUGACGGUCUGGGCGUUUUUGCAAGCUAACACGCUUUUUCUAAAGCUGCCCUUUAUCAGUCUUGAAGAUUUUUCUGAUGCUCUCGAUGUCACAGAUCAGUUUGGUUAUAAACGUCAACUGCAGUACCGGUCUUUAACUCCUGAGGAGCUUAAGCAAGCUGAGGAGGAAGAUAUUAAGGAGUAUUAUUUUGAGAAGUACCACUUGACAGAUAAGAAAGACCAAUUGGCUUCAACCUUUCCGGUGUUUAAUGGUGAUUUAAUUUCUCCAAUACUAUAUCUUGUUAUGAGUCGGUUGGUCUCUCUUCUAUACGAUGGAGAAGAGGAGAUUGUAGAUGAAGUUCCUUAUGAAUAUACACGAAAGACCUCACUGGUACGGAGAACAGUAUCAACAUCAUCAACAACAUCAGCAACAGUAGUAAGAGCUGCCACGGCAGCGGAUGCGAUCAGCCGAAGCCCCACAGAGUCCGCUGGGUCUGCUACGGAGAUCUCCACUGCACAUGAAAACGUGAGCAGUGACGAUCUGUCGUCGGGUGCUGAUAAUAAGCAGUCGCAAGAGGGCACCAAAAGCACUGAGUACUCGUACUAUGAAACUGAGUAUUCGUCAACAGAAGAUGAUAUCCAUGAGCAGCUGGAGAAAAAGAAGCCUCCGCCAAAAGCGGUAAAGAAGUCCCCCAAGUCGACGUCUAAUGUAUCUGUCCGUGUUUCUGGACAAGCUAACUCGAGGACCCCUCGGAAAGGACCAGCAUCUAAUAGUAUCAAAUCCAAACGGAACACACAAGUCUCCGAUGACUCAGCAGACGAGUACAGCGGCGAAUAUAGUUAUACAGAUUAUACAUACUCCGAUGGCGAAGAAGAAACGUCAUAUUCUACUACGGAUAACGUGGGCAGUUCACAGAGAUCGGACCAGCGGACUACUGGGAAAAGAAGGAUAGCAAACGCAAAGGAAAGGUCUAGUCGCAGUGGGCGCCUGAGCACACGAUCAGAAGACCAAGGCUCUGAAAACCGAACAGAGGGCUACUACUGUUCAACGGAUAUAAGCUAUACAGAUGAGUGGGAUGACAUUGAUGGAAGCAAAGAUACUUACUGGUAUGACCAGGCUUUGCGGUAUCUUCUGUCUCGCAUCAACGAAAGUGAUAGAUUUACUGUCAUUCUUCGGAUUCUUCCCAUCUUUUUUAAACUGAAAAUCAAAUACCACAAACAGUUAGAGAAGGUUGCCUCAAACCUUUUAAGGGCUAUUCUUUCAGCUAUGUCUACUGACAACCUUCUAGCUGCCAUUUUGAACGAGUGUAUUAACCCCAUAAGAUCAUAUAGCAAUGAAGAGAAGCAAGAAGCCAUAGAGUUUGUCAGACAAAUAGCUCUUUCAAGAGAAGAGCGUGCGAAGGAGCGCGAGGCAAUCACAGUGCGGCAAAAGGGCAAGAGGACGCUGCGUAUGUCGAAGAGCUCUAAGUACAGAUCCAAUAGUGCACAGAUAGCAUUCAAAGACAGCCUUGCGGACUUCUUCGUCCUUCUACAAGAGUUAAGUGCGUACGGGAAAACCAUUGAACAGCAACAAGAGUUACAGACAUUUCCGCAUGACGCAGAUGACUAUGGUAUAACAGACAUUGACCAAACCGCAGAAGAAGACCAGGAGACGAACACUAUUGACUUCAAGCCGCCGACAAGCGUUGGGUCAGGGCAAGACACUGCUCCAGAGGAGCCUAAGCUAAAGAGAACCCGUGCAAAGGACCGCUUCCUUGAGUAUAUGCCGCACGUGCCAUCCGCUUUACUUAGUAUUGCUCCUAGCUUGCAUAUGAGUGUCUGCAUUAUAGCCAGCUACAUCCUGGAAAACGUCUACUUCAUAUUAUUCCUGAAACGCCUCUUACAAUACUUGCAUUUUUCAAGAGCAAAACAGAGACCUGCAGACUACACGCCAUCACAUAUCCGUUUCCACCAGCUCAGUGUACAGGAAAAGCUAGAAUUACUUAACUAUUUCAUUCACCAGGUGUCAGAGACAGAAAACUAUCACAUUUACCAAGCCCAGGAACAAUCGUACAGUGAUUCCAUAGAAUCUAUGUCGAAGGAGCUUGAAAGCGCACUAUGUCUGCACUUUUUGAAGACCCGCAGAGAAACACGGAAGCAUGAGCUUGAUGGGCACAAGCAUAAGUAUGAGGAAAAGCUGAACGAAGCCAGGGAUCUGUGUCUUGAGAAGGCUAAGAUCGUCAAUACCAAGUGGAAAGAGUUUGCAGAGCUAAUUGGCGUUACUACAAAGAAGCUAAUUGAUGCUAAUUUAGUGUUUGAAGAGCUGGACGCAGACGGUUUAAGCGCUCUAUCGGUCGACGAUCCUGUCGCAUACCAGAAAUACGCUGGGUUCCAGACUCCAGAGCAUGUCGAUACCUUGAAAAAGUUGAUGGACACUAAGGGUGGUACGGUAACCUUGGCAAAUCAACAGAUACGAGGUUUCAAUAUGCACUUGAUACGUGCCAUAGGAUCGUGCACCUCUGCGCUUAACAAAUACAGAGAGUUAAAAAGAGUAGCCAUUAGCAAUCAGAAGUUCAAUCAUUUGUAUCACGAGCGAUUGGAUUACCAGCAAUUCAAGGCCCUUCACAUCAUGAUCAACGCAGAGAUGGAUAACAAGAUGUGCGCAUUAGACACAGCGGACAUCCACACUGAUUGGUACAUGAAUCAGUUCUUUCUGCUUCCCGCAGAGUACGGAUAUUUGACAACUGCAGAUCUUAAUUAUAUGGUUAUGUUCUCUGAUGCGUUUAUGAAGCGUAACGAGCUUUCAUACAAAUUUAGGAUGCUAUCUCACAGACAGAUGUUGAGGUAUGCUGAUCAGCUUGGUGCCACGCCGCGGGAGAAGAUGCUGAAGGAGUGGGUGAAGCAAAUGGAUGGGCUCAUCGCCAACUAUCGCCUGUCCACUGCCGUCAAGAGCAUCAUCAGAAAGAUGAACACUGCCACGCAUGGCUAUGAGACCAUUCAGAAGAUUAUCGGCACUACAGACAUUGACACUGUUAACAGAUGGAUGGCAGAGUAUGAAGAGAGACGCGAAAAAUCAGGGGUAGAUUCGGCCCAGAAAACAGAAAAGUACACUACAGAACGCAUAAUGAAGCGGAUGGAGCAGAUGGGUGUCCCCAAUUUCUCAACCAAACGAGCUUACCUCACAUCUAUCGCUGGAACACUCCGGUUGUCCCACCACGGGAUACACUCGUUUCUUAAGCACGAUGCAUCCGCACUCUAG
Molecule: messenger RNA, 5310 nt
Organism: Giardia duodenalis
Lineage: Eukaryota; Fornicata; Diplomonadida; Hexamitidae
Exons: 1
Coding region: 1-5310 (1769 amino acids)
Source: RefSeq, a predicted model, not a curated record